GCUGGCAGUCUAAAAGGAAGAGCUGGAGGCUUCGGAACGGUUGGGGGACCGGUGGAGAUUGUCAACAGCUCCACCGUCAGCAUUCAGCAUGCCAAAGCUGCGCUCACUGGUGGAGGUCUCUUCUCCUUCGAUGACCUUGUAAUUGCUGAGAUGUCGAAUCUGAGCAUGUCCAAUGUUUCCGCAGGUGCAGGUGGAGGUUUCUACGCGCAAAAAGCUUUGCGGGUCAAUCAUUCCACCGUCAGCAUUCAGCAUGCCACAGCUGCUGGUGGAGUUUUGUUCAAUGCCUUGAAAACCUUGGAAGGUUCAGGUGGAGGUUUCUUAGUGGGUAAAUCCGUUCAGAUUGUCAAUAGCUCCACCGUCAGCAUUCAGCAUGCCAGAAAAUGGUGGAGGUUUCGCAGCCCUCAGUGACGUUGUAAUUGCUGAGAUGUCCAAGGUGAGUCUUUCCAAUGUGUCUGCAAAUGAAGGCGGAGGCUUCCAUGUAGACGGGCGCUUGCAGGUGAUCAACAGCUCCACCCUCAGCGUUCAGAAUGCCAGAGCCGGAAUAUCUGGUGGGGGAUUUCUUGCUCAAAAAGAUGUUAACAUUACAGGGAUGUCGAAGGUAGAGAUUUCAGACAGCCAAGCGGUCUUCGGACAUGGCGGAGGCUUUGUGCCUGCUAAAGGUUUGCAGUUGACGGAGGGAUCGGCAAUUUUCAUUGAGAACGCAACAGCCGGAGGAAAAGGAGGAGCUGCAUAUUCAGAAGGCAACGUUGUGAUCAAUAGCUCAAACGUCAGCAUUCAGAAUGCCACGGCUGGUACGCAUGGUGGCGGUUUUCAUUUUGGCGGCCUGAACAUGUACAAUGGUUUCAUGGUCAUCAACAAUUCCCAAGCCAAGCAGACAAGCAGUGGAGGUUUCGUGGACAACCGAGCACUUCUUACGUCUCAGUCCCAGUUGGUGGUACGUCACGCCAAAGGAAAUAACUCAGCAGUGUUGACAGCAGACUGCUUGCACAUCCACCCCGGGUCUGCCUUUCUCAUGGACAAUGUCAAGGGAGGCCAUGCAGUGAUGUUGCAGAACAAUGACUGCUCAAGUGACGGUGAGUGCUCAAAGAGAACUCUUCAAGUGAAAAGCGGUGGAGCUUUGAACGCAACAGGUCACUUGAGUUUGGCGUUUCUGUCCGUUGCAGCCUGCCCUAAUGAAACGGUGCACCUCUCUGGUAUCUCAUGGUCCAGUCACAGUCCAUUGCUCCGCCAUCAGCGCCAGCCUGUGGAGAUAGACGACGUCAGCAUCCACUACCAGCCACCGCUCCAGAACUUGCUCAUCAAUUGUGAGGCUGGCUUCAAGAUCAACUCUUUGGUCGCUACCUGUACAGCUUGCGCGCAGGGUGUCACAUUGAACGCGACGAAUCACAUGCUGCAAGCCUUAAGCCCAAAAGAUCGGCAGUGCCCCAGCAAAGUCACAGUGUCGAGGGACAAAACCUCGCCUUGUGAUUGUCCCACACACCAGAUCAUAAAAGCGAACUUCCGUGGAAACGAGUCUGUGGCUUUGAAAGACCUUUUUGCAACCUGUCAGUCCUGUCACAACCACUCAUACUAUGACAAUGGCACUUGUCGCAAGUGCGGAGUCCUUUGGGCUUGGUCUGAUGGGAAGUCUGACAAGUGCCAUUGGUUGCCGCGCGAGAAUUGGCAGCUAGCAUGCUUGUUGAUGGGUGGAGCCAUCAUAGUGUUUCUGGCCUUUGUCCUCUUUGAGAUCUUGAUAUCUCCACUGGUAGUUGUGGAUGCAACCUCAGACCCUUUGGAGAUAGCCAGCGAGAAGGUGUUUACCAUCACCGCGCAAGGUCCCAUUGUGGGUCUUCCCACAUACCUUUCUCGCAUUGUGCACUGGCUAGUUUCAUAUCGCGUAGAAGGCACAAGUUUGCAGUGGUUGGACUUUGACAAGAAAUCCAAGAACACAGUCAAGGUUCGCAGCAUUGGGAAUGGAAAACUUCAGCUCCAGGAUGUGUAUGUGCCCUUUGAUUGUGCUGCAUGCAAGGGUGUCAUGCAUGCCACCAAGACUUUCCCAUUGUUUGCCGUGCUCGCCGUAUUUAUAUCAGUGGUUGUGUUGGUGCCUGUCACCUGGGUGGUUGCAGCGAUGUCCGAGAAUGGCUUUGGACAUGUCCUUGUUACUGCCUUCUAUUGUCUCCUUCCAACGGCGGUUGCAGCCGCGGUGCUUCACUUGCCGGUGGCGUGUCUUGUUGGCUGGUUCUAUCGCAGAACACCAUUCUCGGCGGCUUUGAACGAAUACCACAAGCAUAUCCAAUGCAAACCACAUUUGGGCCGGGAUGCCACUCAUCCUCGCAAUCAGGGCUUGAUGGCCCUUACCUUGCAGGAUUUGGGGAAACACUUCGAACGUUUCAUCCUUGAGCGGAACAUGCACUUCGUCGUCGCCAAUAUCGUAAGGCCUUUGGCGUGCAACAAACGGGAAUCCUUUGUGACGCUGUGGGGUGGCCGGCAAGUGGACUACUUUGUGUCGCACUCCUGGGGGACGAGCUUCUCGCACUUUGUGCGUUCCAUCCGGAGUCAUGCCAUGUCCAAGGGAGGACAGACAUGGACUGAUGCCACCUAUUGGAUUUGCUCCUUCGCCAACAACCAAUGGGACAUUGAAGCUGAACUCGGAACUGAUCCAAUGGAUAGCGCCUUCGCGCGUGCUUUGACCGGCGGGAUCAAGGGAGUGGUCAUGGUGUUGGAUCAGCAAGUGCAGCCUCUCACCAGAGUGUGGUGCUUGUUCGAAUUCUUCCUCUCCAGCCGCGAAAAUCUCGAGUUGGAUUUUGGAACGGAUGCGGGUGUAAUUGGAGAUGAUGGAUGCACAUCCUUUGACAUCGCACUGGAAGUGGGCAGAAAGAUCAAGUCUUUGCAAGUCGUGAACUGCGAAACAUCCUCUGAAAAGGACAAGCAGGAUAUCUUCGACUACAUUGUCUCGGAGCUUGGUAGUUUGGAACGGAUGGAUGAGCAAAUCCGUUCAUUGAUGGGCAAUAUGUUGAAGAAGAAUCUCUCAAAUGUAGGACAUGCGACAGAGACUCUCUUGCUCGAACUGGGUCAAAUCUAAUUAAUGUCAAUUGAUGCACGCGAAGUAGCGUCGGCACUUUGGGUGAAUGAUGCUGAAUUUAUGUUGAGUGGAUAGCUUUUCUGGGCAGAGCACAAGAGUUGCAACCCUUUGUGGGAAGCCCUGUUUCAAAGGUUCCAGAUGCAUCAUGUUUCAAUGCAAUGUUGAGUCCGUGCACGCAGAAGGUCGUGGCUUUAAUUCGGCAUCAUUUGCAGCUUCCUCAACUAUAGAAGCGGUUUGACAACUCGGUCAGCAAGCAAGUUCUACAUACAAGCUUCAUCAAGCUUCAGACCAAACAACAAGUGGUGCCUAUGUGGCUGUGGAUAUCUGUGGAUGGCUGUAGGUCGGUAAAAUCCUGAAGCCCUUUUUGACCGGUAUUCUAUUCUGUGCAUCCACCGAGUGAUGGGAAAAACCUCCACAGCCCAGCAUUGCUUGUGGGUUCGCAGGUGAAUCCCAGUUUUGACACAUGUCCCGAGCCACCUGUGCCAAUGGGUUGAGUGGUUGAGCAAUCUGCUUAAAUUCGAUUGAGUCAGGAAGAUCAAGCUAUAGCAAUGAGAAAUCAAAAGGCGUUGACGAACUGCCAGCAUGUGGCAGGGUUUCAGGCUAUUGAUUUUGGUCAUUUCGCCCAAUUCGCCAGAAACAUCAGACGCUGGACAUGCUGAGGUCCAGUUGUGAGCUUCAGGCGAAGCAUUGAGCUGGCAGGAAGUUGAUGUCUAGAGGCAACUUCAUCUUUGAAGACACGGACACGAGGUUAAGUGCUGGUACUGAAGCAUAGGCAUGCUUGGGAAGAGGCGUGUUUAUUACCAGGGAGCUUCUUCGCAGCUCAUGAGCUGGGUGAAGACUCGAGUGGUGACG
This is a messenger RNA of Durusdinium trenchii, 3913 nucleotides long. The record is from the annotation of a GenBank genome assembly. NCBI's taxonomy places the organism in Eukaryota, Dinophyceae, Suessiales, Symbiodiniaceae.